GAGCUGAACCAUCCAACACAAUGUCAGCCCAACCACCAGCACCAUCAAAUGGAAACCCUCAACAAUUGAAUGUUCAAGAUCUCGAACCUGAUCAAUUGAAUAGUGUAAAAGAACAACUUGAACAAGAAAUCGUUCAUUUCACCACCUUGUUUGCUCAAUUAAGAAGUGCGACAUCAAAAUACACGAAUGGAAUCGAAGCUAUUGAUGAAUUAAAAAAUCAAUCCAAUUCAAAGGAAGAUGAUCAAGUUUUGGUUCCAUUGACGGCUUCUUUAUAUGUACCUGGAAAAUUAAAGGAUCGGAAUAGAGUCAUGGUAGAUGUUGGAACGGGUUAUAUGAUUGAUCAACCAGUUCAAUCGGCUCGUAAAUGUUUAAAUCAAAAGGUUUUAUCUCUAGGUGUACAACUUGAUCAACUUCAAGCUGUGAUUGAAACUAAACAAGAAAAUGCUGCUUUGGUAAAGGAAUUGAUUAGGAUCAAGACUAUGCCUGCUUCUCAAUCACCAUCACAGUGAUUAAUUAAUUAAACCCUUUCAAGAAUCAUCAAAAUCAAAAUUGUAAUCCAAUCGUAAUUUCAAUCGAUAUUGACUCGGAUCAUGAAUCAGAUUUUGAAUAGCGUAUGGUAUUGGUUUACAUAUGUAGAGAUUCAAGGUCUUAUGCCACGCAUGAGAAUGUUUCCAACACCUUCCUGCUCUCUGUUGUUUACCCUUCGAGUUCUGGACUAUUGAUGAAAUGUUGAAAGCUCCUAUGGCCUGGAGUUGGAUUUGAGAUGAUUGUGCGUAAAAAGUCCCCUGUUAUAUUUAACUUCAAUCAGAUCUCCG
Messenger RNA from Melampsora larici-populina 98AG31, 815 nucleotides. RefSeq lists its product as uncharacterized. NCBI's taxonomy places the organism in Eukaryota, Fungi, Basidiomycota, Pucciniomycetes, Pucciniales, Melampsoraceae. Gene Ontology annotation, cellular component: prefoldin complex; cytoplasm. Bases 21 to 509 code for a protein of 162 amino acids. Gene Ontology annotation, biological process: regulation of DNA-templated transcription; protein folding. The transcript has 3 exons. The record is from RefSeq and is a predicted model, not a curated record.